Messenger RNA from Petromyzon marinus (sea lamprey), 7501 nucleotides. RefSeq lists its product as uncharacterized. The record is from RefSeq and is a predicted model, not a curated record. NCBI's taxonomy places the organism in Eukaryota, Metazoa, Chordata, Hyperoartia, Petromyzontiformes, Petromyzontidae.
CAUUGGGGGGGUUUCAAAAUGCAUGGCCUGUCAACGCACUCCCCUAGCAACAAACUGUUUGUGAAUGCCAGGGGGAAGAGGGUUGGGUGGUGGAGUGAGAGGCGAGCAGUAAGAGAGAGAGAGCGAGAGAGCGAGAGAGAGCCACCCUCGAACAGAGAGACAUCCAGACAGGGCCCGUCGCUCAUUGCGCAACUGAAGCCCCGUGCCGUCCGCGCGAUAAUCGUCGCUCGUUGGUGUCGCGAGGCUCCCCACACCACCACCACCACCUUGACCCUACAGCUCACGAGGGGGGGGGGCACGGUUUGAGACAGGGACAAGGUGGACGGAGGGAGGAAGGACGCGAGACACACACGGAGAGAGAGAGGGGAGAGAGCGAGAGGAGAGAGAGAUCGGGGAAUCAUGAGCGCAUCAACCGACGGGUUGCUCAGAAACUACAACAGCCUCACGGACGCCAACCUGGGCGGCUACUUCAGCGGCGACCGAGUUCGACGGCACCUCCGCCGCAUGGGGCUGAUCACGCGCGACGGGCGCGUCGUGUCGGAGAAGGAGCACCGGCAGCGCCUGUGUCGUCACGAGCAGCGCGACUGCGUCCACACGCUCCUCGCCCACACCGUGCUCAGCAAGGCCCUGGACGUCGAGCGACUCCGGCAGGUGGAGAUCGUGAGGAAGCUGCAGGAAAUCAGCUGCCGGGAGAGGGUGCUUCGUGUGCGGGCUGAGCACGCGGUGCGAGGCGUCGACGGCAUCGUCCACAUCGCGGUGCCCCCCCAGCGAGCAACGGCGCGUCUCGGCAGGGGCGGGCCGCGCCACCGCCACCGGGCACCCCUCUCCGACGGCGCGGCCGGGCGCAGCCGCUCGGCCUCUCUGUCUCCGCCGCCGGACAACAUGCGGCAGCGACCGCGUGCGGCCCGCUUCCCUAGGAGGAGCCUGAUGUCACGGCCCCUCUCGGCCCCAGAGCCCGACCCGAGCUUGAGGCCUGGACAGGGGUACAGGCCCUCGACCACAAAGCAAGGCCCCGUGAUGUCUGACAGCAGCGAUGGAAGGAGGCAUCAGAAGCACGCCUGGGCCCCCCAAGGCCCCGUCACCCGCGUGCACCCCCGCGACAUCUCUCCCUACAAACUCCCGCUGCUGGCCACACCACAGGGCAGCCGAGCGGGCAGCGCCGGUACGGCCCAGCCUCCGUCGCCGCCUCCUGCGCGGGCUCGAGGGGCCCGAUCGGCCGGGCCCACAAGGUGCGCCCGCCAUUAUGGUGGUGGCGGAUGUGGCCAUUUUGUUUGUGGCGGCGGCCAUGAUGGUGUCGAUGGCAGCGGCCAUUUUGUUGGUGGUGGAGGUGGCCAUGUCGAUGGUGGAGGUGGCCGUGUCGGUGGUGGAGGUGGCCGUCUUGGUGUUGCUGGUGACGGCGGCCAUGUUGGUGGUGCUGGUGGAGGUGGCCAUGUUGGUGGCGGAGGUGAAGGGUCUUUGCGCAGGCGGGGUCGGAGGUUGAUCAGAUCCACGACGGCGCCCAACCGAGCCAACUGGUCCCCUGGCAAUCAGGGGGACGCUGGCGCCGGCGGGGCUCCGUGCCCCCGGCCGCCCCCCGGUAGACCGUGGGGGACCCGCGGCAGCCCCCCGGCUCGCGUCGGCGGCGCCGUGGUGGGGGUGCGCUACCUGGGGGGCUCGUGCUACGCGGAGCGCGACGGGAGCGAGGUGCGAAUCUUCCAGCAGCACUGCGGCGGAGAGAACCUCUGCGUCUACGACGGGACGCUGCGCCCCGGCGACGAGUUUGAGUUUGAGUCACGCCGCCACGCGGGCUUCCCGUUCAGCCUCACCGUGUUUGUGGGCGGCGUGCCUCACGCCCGCGUCAGCGCCUGCUGCGAACACCGCCACCGCCGCGGCGCCCGCCUCGGAGCCGGCGCCCUCUUCACCUUCACCGGCACGCGCGGAGGGGCGCCGUGCUACCGGUGCGUCAUCGCACGCUCGAGAGCGCGGAGGCCGACGGCCCGGUCACCGAAGGAGGCGGAGGAGGUGAAGGAGGUGGAGGAGGGAACGAAAUCUGAGGAGCGAAACGAAUCUCAGGGGGAGCAUGCGGAGGGAGGUGAGGCAGGUGACUACGCCGAGGAUUUUGAAUCUCACGAAGGCGACGGAUCGGACUCCAGCGGAGGUGACGGCGGAGGCGAUGGAUCGACACGCGGCGGUCGAUCCAGCAUCGACAGACAUCGCUCCUCUCGCCCUGCCUCCUCCUCCUCCUCGUCCUCCUCCUCCUCCUCCUCGUCGUCGUCGUCAUCACCACGCCGCACCUCCUCCGUGCGCGCAGCCGGCCACAAUAUCAUCGUCAUCCCUCGCGAUGAGGUGAAAGCCGCCUCAUCGGACGACGAGUCCGUGAAGGAGGAGGAGGACAAGGGGAGGGAGGAGAAAGAGGAGGAGGAGGUGGAGGAGGUGGAGGAGCUGGAGGAGGUGGAAGACCACGAUGCCAAGAAGGACGAUGAGAGCUCACUGAGCAAUGAUGAGAGCUCAGAGAGGCCGCGGGGACCCCGCGACAUCCAGCCGGAGAGAGACGACGUCGGCUCGGGCGUGCCGAGCCGAGCCGAGCGAGUCCCCGGGAGCGCGGGGAGCCGGGAGCUCACGCCUCGGAAAGGGCCCACUUCCGAAACGACAGGCGUCGCCGAGCGGAGGGGUAGCCGCGCUCGAACGCGCAACGGCAAAAGUGGCAGCAGCAGCAGCAGUGGCGGCGGCAGCAGCAGCGGCAGCGCCGCCGUGACGAAAGGGGGCGGCAGUGACGCAGGGGAUUCUGGGAAGGGGAGGGAUUGGAGGAGCCCAUCGAGCCGUGGGGACGACCGGACUAAUCUGCGCUCAGCCGGCCGGCGGAGACGACGCGGGAUGGGACGAGGGGCGGCCACGAAGGGGGUGGCGGAGGAGGAGGUGACGGAGACGGCAGAGGAGAAAGGGAAGAAGGGAGCGGCCGGGAAGGGGGCGGAGGUCAAGGACGAGGCGGCGAAGGAAGCAGCGGAGAGGAAGGAGGUGGAGAAGGAGGUGGAGGCAGCGGAGGAGGAGGAGGAGGUGGUGGCAGAACGUGCAAACCGGGGCGGCACUCCUGAGCGAGUGCGCGAGCUGAGGGCGAUCAUCGCGCAAGCGUCGUCACGGCCACGCCGACACUCCUCCCCCGAGGCGAGCACCUCGUCCGGCAGCGACUCCUCUACCCCUGCCGCCACCGCCGCCCCCAUCCUGCGCCCGCCCGCACCCCCCGAUUCGCCCCGCUGGGUCGCCGCCACGGGCGACCCCCCCGUGGCCUCCGCCGCUCGCUCCAGGGCGGUGUCGCCUGCGGCCGUCGCGUCGCCCACAGGGGAACUUGCCUGCCGGCCAUCCGGGCCGCUCUCGCGAUGCUCCCCGGCUCUGGACCGCCGCCGCCGCCGUCGCCGCAGCAGCAGCAGCAGCGGCGGCAGCAGCGGCGGCGGCGGCAGCAGCGGCGGCAGCCGCGCAGUGAGUGCGAGGUCGCCCGCCGGGAUUGCGUCUCCCGGGCGCGACGGGGAGGCGGACGAGGCGGCGGCGGCGGCGGUGACGGAGGCGAGGCGCCAGGAGGAGGCGGACGCCGCUCCGUCGGGAGCGCCAGCAGCAGGAGACGGCGCCCAGGACGAGGAGCGGUCGACCUCCGACCCGACGGACGUGAGCGACGACUCGUCGCUCUCGGGCUCGGAGGCUGCGGGAAGCUCGCCGGGGCUCGGCCGGCCCUUCGUGUCGCCGUCGCUGUCAUCGUCGCUCGCGGUGCCGGGCGACGAUUCGGGCUCGGAGAGCGACGCCGGGAGCCGCGGUGUCGCGGCGCUCCUCUCCGGUCACUCGCCGGGCACCGCCGCCGCCGCCGCGGUCGCCGCCAACGCCGUCGUCGCCGUGACACCGCAACCGCGGGGGUCGGGGCCGCGCGGCGACGAGGAGGAAGGGGCGGCGCGGAAGAGCGUCGGUGGUGGAGACGUGGCGGACGGAGGGGCCCGCCUGCCAGGGCGCGACGGUGGUGAGAAGGAGGAGGAGGAGGAGGAAGCGGGGGACGUGGAGGGGAAGAAAGAGGAAGAAGAUGGCGCACUUCACAGUCGUCGGAGCGGCGGAGCGAGUUCGGGUGGCGGGGCCGGGAGAGACAGCGACUGGGAGAGCGACAGUCUCCUGCGGGCCUACCGGAGGCUUCUGCGAUCCGGGUCUCUGACAGGGGAACCGGUAGAGGAGGCGGCGACAGCUGCGGCCACGGACGCGGCUUCUCACCGCGCGGGCCGCGCCGGUGGUGACGACGGCCGCGGCGACGGCGAUGAUGGUGAAGGCGACGGGAAGGGCAGCAGCCGCAGCGAGAGCUCGGCUGCUGCCGGCGGCGCCUUCGAGAGGACCGUCGGGACGGCCGGCGUCGGCGCCGUGCCGAGCGGACCCCGGUCGGGGGCCACGAGCCGUGCGAGCGACGGCCGCAGGAGCGCCCGGAGCGCCCGGAGCGCCCGGAGCGUCGUCCGAAGCGGCUCGCGCGCGGCCCUCGAGGCCGAAGGGACCGAGGGCCGCGCCAGCGGGGAGUUGGACGCGGCGGAGCUCGAGCCGGAAGGGCAGAUGACGAGGAGCGGCGCGGCGUUUGGCGAUACCCCAACGGCGAGUCGCAGAAGCGGCAGCGGCGGCGGCGGCGGCGGCGGCGGCAUCGUCCAGGCGGACGACCCGGCCGAAGCGUCGGGUCGUUCGAGCGGUGCCGAUGGGACCGGCGGCAGCGUGGGGAAGACGACGAUCGAACGGCCGGCGUCAAACCUCCCGGACGACGGAGGCCCCGGCGAGGGCGACGACGACGACGGCGGCGGCGGCGGCGGCAGCGUCCCGCGAGACGGCGGGGUGGAGGGGACCGUUGGGAGGGCCACGCCAAGUGGACGCCGGUCGGGGGAAGCGAGCCACAGAAGCAGCAGCAGCACCACGAGCAGGAACAGCACCAGGAGCAGGCACAGCACCAGGAGCAGGCACAGCCUCGACGCUGAUGUCCAGGCUGAGGGGCGCAGCCGCCCGGCUGACGACGCCGGCGGAACGGGCGGCGGAGCGCCAGACGCGGCCGAGAGCGACCUCGAGGAGCGGGAGGUGGGGAGCGGCGCUUCUCCCACCCGGCCGGAGGCCAAAGAGGGCGGCCGAGGAGCCACGACGGCGGCCAGCGAGGCCUUGGGCUCGAGUGGACGGGGGUCGGCCGCGGGCGGCCGCGUCUCCGUGGGCGGGGAAAGCCUCGGCGGAUCCGGCGGCGGCAGCGGAGCGGUGACGCCCGGAGUGACAGCGGGUGACGAGGCGCGUGAUGAGACGGAGGAGGAGGAUGUCCGCGGGCUCGGUGGUACGAACGACGAGGCGGCCAGCAAAGAGGAAGAGCGAUCGGGGGAGGGAGACCUGGGCCGUCCGCUGAGCAAUGCUGCGGACAGAACUCCGCCUCUACCUGUUGACGACGCAUUGUUGAGUGGCUCCGUCAGAAAGGAGAUCCGCGGAGUGGAAGAUGCCAGCGAGGAGGUGGCUAAGGAUGACGAAGAGCGAUCGGGGGAGGGAGACCUGGGUCAACCGCUGAGCAAUGCUGCAGACAGAACACCGCCUCUAUCUGUUGACGAUCCAUUGUUGAGUGGCUCCGUCAGAAAUGAGAUCCGUGGAGUGGAAGAUGCCAGCGAGGAGGUGGCCAAGGAUGACGAAGAGCGAUCGGGGGAGGGAGACCUGGGGCGACCGCUGAGCAAUGCUGCGGACAGAACUCCGCCUCUACCUGUUGACGAUCCAUUGUUGAGUGGCUCUGUCAGAAAGGAGAUCCGCGGAGUGGAAGAUGCCAGCGAGGAGGUGGCUAAGGACGACGAAGAGCGAUCGGGGGAGGGAGACCUGGGUCGACCGCUGAGCAAUGCUGCGGACAGAACACCGCCUCGUCCUGUUGACGACGCAUUGUUGAGUGGCUCCGUCAGAAAGGAGAUCCGCGGAGCGGAAAAUGCCAGCGAGGAGGUGGCUAAGGACGACGAAGAGCGAUCGGGGGAGGGAGACCUGGGUCGACCGCUGAGCAAUGCUGCGGACAGAACACCGCCUCGUCCUGUUGACGACGCAUUGUUGAGUGGCUCCGUCAGAAAGGAGAUCCGCGGAGCGGAAGAUGCCAGCGAGGAGGUGGCUAAGGACGACGAAGAGCGAUCGGGGGAGGGUGACCUGCGCCGACCGCUGAGCAACGGUUCCGACAGAACUCCGUCUCGUCCUACCGUUCCUCCCAACGCAUCGGGGAGACGCUCUCGCCGAGGAAGCAUCAGCAGCACCAAGGACAGCAGCAGCGGCAGCAGCAGCAGCAGCAGCGGCAGCAGCAGCAGCAGCGGCGGCUCAAGCGACAGCGACGGUGACGAGCGCGCCAGUGGCAAAUCCCCCGCUCGAGGCUCACGGAGGAGGAACUCCGUCGUGAGCGGCCGCAGCUCGAGGUCGUCCUCGGUAUGCAACGGACUCGGCGUCGUCCCCAAACGGAACCGGCGCGGUCCGCUCGCUCACUCAACAACGACACGUACGCCACCACCAGCACCAGCUGCUGCAGCACCAGCAUCUGGUGCCGUUGGUCACUAAGCGCAGGCGACGUCACCACGGGGCUUGCGCCAGGCUUGGUGCACUUCGAGGCCACCCACCCACUCACUACUCGCCCGUCCAUUCAUUUACAAGCGAUUCAUUAACCUACCCACUCACUCACUCAUUCACUCACUUACUCACUCAUUCACCCACCCACGCACUACUCACCCGUUCAUUAAUUUCCUAGCGACUCAAUAACUCAACCACUCGCUUAUUCACUCACUCAUUCACUACUCACCCGUUCAUUCAUUUACUAGCGAUUCAUUAACCUACCCACUCACUCAUUCACUCACCCACUCACUCACUCAUUCACCCACCCACUCACUACUCACCCGUUCAUUAAUUUCCUAGCGACUCAAUAACUCACUCACUCAUUCACUCACUCAUUUACUCACUCACUUAUUCACCCACCCAAUCAUUCACUCACUCACUCAUUCACCGACUCACUCAUUCACCUACUCACUACUCACCUGUUCAUUCAAUUCCAAGCGACUCAAUAACUCACUCACUCAUUCACCCACGCACUCACUACUCACCCGUUCAUUUAAUUCCAAGCGACUCAAUAACUCACUCACUCAUUCACUCACCCACUCACUCAUCCAUUCACUCAUUCACCUACUCACUACUCACCCGUUCAUUCAAUUCCAAGCGACUCAAUAACUCACUCACUCAUUCACGCACCCACUCACUCAUUCACUCACUCAUUCACUCACCCACUCACCCACUCGCUACUCGCCCGUUCAUUCAUUUCCAAGUGACUCAAUAACUCACUCACUCAUUCACGCACCCACUCACUCACUCAUCCAUUCACCCACUCACUACUCACCCAUUAAUUCAUUUCUAAGCGACUCAAUAACUCACCCACUCACUCACGACUCACCGUGCUAACUGCUGCACUACCGUUCCCCUGCACACAAAACAAAGAUAAAGAUCCCCCGUGUAGCCUUAACAGACUGUUGGGGCAAGUGUUGAA